UCAAGAGUUCAGAUUCCACACCCGGCUGCGCUCAGGAAAAAAAUGGACAGAGACACAGAUUUUCUGGGCAGAUAUCGCUCCAUUUCCAGUAAAUUAAAGAAACGAUUUCUUCGGAAGCCCAAUGUUGCCGAAGCAAGUGAUCAGUUUGGUUCAUUGGUGAAGACCCUUGAGAAUCAGGAGUGUGCCUCCUACGCAGCUGUCUGUUGCUUAGCCAAAGCCAGAUGUGAGCACACUUUAUCCAACAUGCCAGCAGAGGCCGAGGCGUUGGUGAGCGCAGCGCAUCACUUCAUGCACGCGGAGGAGGGGGACCACGCCCUGAAAUGCCCCAGCUUCGAGGAGAAUCUCACGGCUGCCAUCAACUGCUACAACCAUGCUGUUAGGGUGUACAUUGAGAUGAAGCAACCGGCAUUGGCAGCGACACUGUCCAUACAACUUGCAGAGUCAUUGAGGAAAUUGGAGAAGCGUGGUGAAGCAAUGGGGCACUACCAGCGGGCAGCAGAUUUACAAUAUCAGAGUCCUUUAGACUGUCUUCAUUCUUUGGGGAACGUUGCUUCCUGUAAAAUAGAAACGGGUGAUUUUGACGGCGCUCUGGGUGUGCUGACUGAAAUGGAAUAUCUUGCCCAGGAGAGAGGGACCAGUGGCCAGGGGGCCAAGCCCAUCGGGGCAUUCUCCGACGUCUUGGCAAACUGCCAAGUUUCUCGGGUCCUGCUGCUGAUGCUGCUACAGCCGACGCCUCAGCGCAUCAGACCAGAACAUGCCCAGACAUUAGAGAGAUAUGCCUGGGAAUCAACUGAGGAAAGUAGCCCAGUUGUUGAAUGUUUAAGUGAGGAGCUUUUCCUUCUGAUGCAGUCAGUGGUGAUGGCGUGUCAGUCAAGGGACAUAGACUCGUUACAAGCACUGCAGGCUGACCUGUGGAAUCAUCUGACAUCCGAACAGAAUCAUCUUCUACAUCUUGUCAUAACCAAACUCUCACAUGCGGACCAAGAAACGACAUACGAGUAACUUUUUUUUUUAUAUUGGUGUUAGGGAGACACAUAGCUACAAGUUUAAGCUUAAAAUCUGCCGUUCAAGUAUCACAGUUUCAUGUGUGUGUAGCUUUUUUUUUGUCAGGUCAAUAUAACUAGGGAUGCAGUUAAGUCCAUCACAAGUUCAGUCGUAAGUCCAGUCACAAGUAAAUCACAAGU
This is a messenger RNA of Patiria miniata (bat star), 1184 nucleotides long. RefSeq names its product 40-kDa huntingtin-associated protein-like. Gene Ontology annotation, molecular function: protein binding. The transcript has 12 exons. The coding region runs from base 43 to 1002 and encodes 319 amino acids. Lineage: Eukaryota; Metazoa; Echinodermata; Asteroidea; Valvatida; Asterinidae. Gene Ontology annotation, biological process: vesicle cytoskeletal trafficking. Gene Ontology annotation, cellular component: early endosome. The record is from RefSeq and is a predicted model, not a curated record.